CUAGGGUUGAAAUGUCUUGACAAGGCAAUCACUGUGUUCACUUUGUGACCAGGCAGAGAGCUGUCCAAGACGACAGUCAGAUGUCAGAGCGCCGGGAAACCGAGAAAGAAAACAGGUGGCCAGAGCAGAGCCCGGUGCGGUGGGGUUUUCCUCAUCCUUCGGGCAACCCCAUGCGAGUCUUGGCCAUAACCAUCCUGUUCUUCAUGCUGCUUGACCCAGUGUUCCUCCAGACUCUGGAGCAGCAGGAUAUUUCAACUGCAGAAAGGGUCCCCCGUCUAAAUAUGAAGUUUGAUUCUUGGAGAAUGAAACUGAGUUGGGACUGCGAAGAAAACACUACCUACCUCGAAUGUGUGAUGUUUCACAAGGAGAAUGGACCAAUCAACAUAAUACCCCAGGAGAAAGAAUGUCACUGCGAGUUUUCGGAUUAUUCUCUCCAUGAUGGAGUCACGCUUAUGGUUAAAGUAAAUAGCACCCAAAGACCGAUUCCAGAAACACUGGUCUACGCUAACUCAGGUGGGAAUGACACAGCUGCCCAGAAUUUCUCCUGCUUUAUCUACAAUGCAAACUUCAUGAACUGCAGUUGGGCAAAGGGUCAGGCUGCCCCUGAUGAUGUCCAAUAUUUUUUGUAUAUAAGAGACUCGAGGAAAAGAAGGGAAAGAGAGUGUCCUCAUUACAUAGAAGACUCGGGAACCCAUGUGGGAUGUCACCUGGAAGACCUCUCGGGAUUAACUAGCUACAAUUACUUCCUGGUGAACGGUACCAGCCAAAGGACGGGGAUCCAGUUCUUUGAUUCGGUUCUGUCAUGGAAGAAAAUCGAAAUAUAUAGCCCACCUAACAACAUCAGCGUGCUCUGCAACAAGUCCCACUGCCUGAUCUGUUGGGAAAAGCCCAAGACCCGAUACAGGCUGUCCAACAUGGAGUUCAAAUACCAGCUGGACAUCCAGAGAAAGAGCAAUAAGGAAAACAGCGAGAAUCAACUGAUUGAGGUGCCUGGUAAUUUGGAGAAUAGCUACAACUUUCCAAGUCCGGAGCCUAGACCCAAGCAUACUGUGAAAAUAAGGACCUCGGACGCACGGAUCCAGAAGUGGGGUGCCUGGAGCCAGCCCAUUGAGUUUGAGACUCCCAGACGGAGGAAUUUCCAUCCACGGGUCUCCACGGGGCUCUGUUCCUUCAAAGAAUGGACAACCCACUCAGCCUCCCAAAGGGGCUGCUUCAGCUAGAAAAGAUGAAUCACUCCUGGUCCCCAUCAACCCUGUUCACGUCAUGCUCCCAGCCAGGGGAACACAGACAUCCACGUUGGGCGUGUUUUCUCCUCAUCAAGAGGGAGUUAUGCAUUCCAGGGAACUCGAUUACCAACGCCUUCCGCCAUUUUCCUCCCUGGAACCUUGAAGGGUUGGCAAGAAUUUAAUGGUUUGGACCCAAAGCCAAUAGAGUCCUCAAGAAAUCUGCAUUUCCACACUACCUCUCCCUCCCAAAUAUUUUCAAAGUGUUUCAGUAAGCAUUUGAUGCACGCAAUUUUGUGGGUUGGUUAUUUUUUUAUCCUGA
Molecule: messenger RNA, 1545 nt
Organism: Enhydra lutris kenyoni (northern sea otter)
Lineage: Eukaryota; Metazoa; Chordata; Mammalia; Carnivora; Mustelidae
Gene: CSF2RA
Product: colony stimulating factor 2 receptor alpha subunit
Exons: 10
Coding region: 81-1220 (379 amino acids)
Biological process (GO): immunoglobulin mediated immune response; cytokine-mediated signaling pathway
Cellular component (GO): membrane; external side of plasma membrane
Molecular function (GO): cytokine receptor activity; protein binding
Source: RefSeq, a predicted model, not a curated record